This is a messenger RNA of Malaclemys terrapin pileata, 1047 nucleotides long. RefSeq lists its product as uncharacterized. Lineage: Eukaryota; Metazoa; Chordata; Testudines; Emydidae. The record is from RefSeq and is a predicted model, not a curated record. The transcript is spliced from 2 exons. The coding region runs from base 121 to 840 and encodes 239 amino acids.
CUGACGGGGGUGGGCAGAACACCAGUCAAAGUGCCCGUGGCAAGGGUACACCUGAAGUGGGGGGCCAAGGAGGGCCCCAAGGAUGUGGGGGUACACCCGUAUUUGCCCACUGAGGUAUUGAUGGGGGGGGACCUGGAGAACUGGCCAAGCAACCCCCAAAAGGCACUGGUUGUGACCCGCGGUCAGAGCCGGCGAGGGGCACUGCGCCCUGGCCUUGGGGGGGGUGCCUUGCCUGGGGCGCAGGACCCUAACCUGGUGGGGAGGGAACGCCCAGGGACACGGCUCAGGGAGGCUGCAGCUUCACACCCAGCGGGCGAGAAAGAGCAGGUGGCCAUCCCUGUCCCAGCUGCUGAGUUCCAGGCCGAGUUGCAGAGAGAUCCCUCCUUGCGGAAGAUAAGGGACCUGGCCAACCUCAAUGCGGUACAGACCAUGGGACGAGGUGGCCGGAAAAGGUUCCUGUGGGAGAAGGGGUUCCUGUACCGAGAAUGGGCUCCCCCAGGGAAAAUGGAGUCAGGGGGGAUCAGGAGGCAGCUGGUGGUACCCCAGAAGUAUCGCCGCCAGCUGCUGUGCCGGGUCCAUGACAUUCCCCUCUCAGGGCACCAGGGAACCUGGCGUACCCAGCAGAGGCUGCUACGGAGCUUUUACUGGCCUGGGGUCUUUGUUACUGUCCGACAGUACUGCGGAUCCUGUGACCCCUGUCAGAGGGGGAGGAAGGCCUGGGACAAGGGGAAAACAGCUUUAGGACCCUUGCCCAGCAUAAAGGAUCCUUUCCAGAGGGUGGCCAAGGUUAAAAGGGCGGCUCUAAACCAAGGGAGCCCAAAGCACAGACCUCCAGACUGAAGCGCUGGGAGAAGACCACAGCCCAGUUGGAACCCCAGAGGUAUGGGGGUGGGAAAAGGGCACAGGCCGCAUAAACCUUCCCACAUGCGAACUGCGAGUGCCAUCAAGCACCCCGACCUAAGGGGGGGCGUGAAAUUGAAGGGGCCUGGUGUAAUUCCCACCAAGGAACUGGAGGGAUGCGGGGGCAUCCAUGGGAACGGGGGUAGG